Molecule: messenger RNA, 741 nt
Organism: Akanthomyces muscarius
Lineage: Eukaryota; Fungi; Ascomycota; Sordariomycetes; Hypocreales; Cordycipitaceae
Exons: 4
Coding region: 1-741 (246 amino acids)
Cellular component (GO): mitochondrion
Molecular function (GO): structural constituent of ribosome
Source: RefSeq, a predicted model, not a curated record
AUGAUUAGCCGGGCCGGCAUUUUACAGGGGACAUCGAUUUUCUUUCGACAAGAUGCGGUCAUUGGGAGAGCGAUUACAUUUACUCAGAAAGAGGGUAAGAAUUCGAACAAGAAACCGGCGAAUGCGACAAUGCCAGUCUCGACGCUAACAACGAUCUCGCUACAGCUUCUCAACCUCCGGAUGGGCCCUGGGGCGGCCAUUCUCCCCCCCGAGGUGUCCCAGAUUCACAUGGACUUUGCCAUGAGAACACAAAAUGGCCACAUGGGCGCCAAGAAAUUCUGGCGCGAAUAUCUCCCGCGCCUCAAGUACAACAACCCCGCCGUCCCCAUGAUUGUCAACCGCCACAGCCAAAACGACCAAACGCCGACCAUGACGGUAUACGUCCGAACCGCCGCCGCCACCGCCGGCGACCCUAGCGCGACCCUGGCGCCUCAGCCCGCCUCCUCACGUGUGGGACUCUCCAAGGCGCAACCUCCUGCGAGCAACGAGCGCGUCGUUCACAUCGACAUGAAGAACAAGCACUCGACCAAUAUUCUCGAACAACUCAUCGCACAGGUCGGAGCGGUGCCUCUACGACCGACCCCAGAGGACACGGCAGAAUGGCAGAGCCUGGAGGAGCUCAGGAAGCAGGGCAACGCCAGCCGGGACCGCAUCAACGCCAUCAAGGCUGAAAAGGACAGGGAGGCCACCAUGUUGCAGCGAGCUCGCGCAGCGGGAGGUGCUACGGAUGAUGCAGCGUAA